Closterium sp. Naga37s-1 is the source of this 219-nucleotide messenger RNA. The record is from the annotation of a GenBank genome assembly. NCBI's taxonomy places the organism in Eukaryota, Viridiplantae, Streptophyta, Zygnematophyceae, Desmidiales, Closteriaceae.
AUGGCUCGACUAUCUUGCGGAGAUUUUCUGAUCCUCCUUAUAGCACUGUUGCUUCCUCCUCUUGGCGUGAUAAUAAAGUUCGGCUGCUCCUUUGAAUUUUGGCUAUGCCUUCUCCUUAGCUUUCUCGGAUACAUCCCUGGAGCCGUGUAUGCCUUUUACAUCAUCUAUGUUGCCAUCCAGGAAGACGACGGGGUACAGGUGUACUAUGUGCGAGCGUGA